Molecule: messenger RNA, 3819 nt
Organism: Amphibalanus amphitrite
Lineage: Eukaryota; Metazoa; Arthropoda; Thecostraca; Balanomorpha; Balanidae
Gene: Eip93F
Product: lysine-specific demethylase 9-like
Exons: 5
Coding region: 581-2563 (660 amino acids)
Biological process (GO): regulation of transcription by RNA polymerase II
Cellular component (GO): nucleus
Molecular function (GO): DNA binding
Source: RefSeq, a predicted model, not a curated record
CGAAUGGUACCCCCCCCCCCCCCCACCUCCCCCAGUGAGUGCGGGAGAAGUGGGCCGGCCUUUUCUGCAUUUCUUUUCUGUUUGAAGGAGAAAAAUGAUUUGGUAAUGAUUAAUGAACCUGCUCGUCGACGAACGGGCACAAUGAAAGAUACCGAUAAAUCGCAUCGCAGAAAUUAAUGCAUUUGAGUUGGGCCCUGGCCUGAAGCUCUGGAUCUGUGACCCGGAGUCGGGUCACAUUUGUGACCUCUGUUGUUGUUGAAGAGUUAGGAUGUGACCUCGCCAUUAUAAGGCGAUAGCGGCACAUGGCAGUGGACGUCGCGAAGCGCCACGGCCGUGAGAAGAGUAGGCUGUAGUGUCGGUGACGUGAGAUAGAUGGCGGUGAGAUCAGCUCAGUGUUCCCAUUCUGACUCACCUGCGACAAAUCCGGAGGUCGAUGGUUAAAAUUUCUGGGAACUCGGCGCGGCCGCGAGUGAGGGCGGAGGAGCGCGGCUCCCGGUCCGGCCGGGCCCGUUUAGUCAUAGCAUAGGGGCCUGGCGUGGUUAGUGCAGUGCAGGACAUAUCACAUUUUGUCAUAUCAUUUAUGGAGGACUGCAAAGGCACCUGCGCUUAUGAAGGGAAACAAAUCAAGAGGCAGCUUCAGAGAUGGGCUCGCACCUUCCCGGCUCAGCUGGGUCUGGAAUGUGUGCUGAGUGAGCUGCUGGGCCGCAGUCGGUGGCGCCGCGUGCGCCACCAGCUGGGCGCCGCCGAUGACGCCGGCGCCCCCUGCUCGCCGCCGCUGGACUGGCAGCCCCCUGCUGACGGCGCCCCCGUCGGGCCCUGCCUGUGCGCCGCCUCCGCCCCCGCCCCCGCCGCCGCCGCCGCCGCCGCCGCCGCCGCCGCCGCCGCUGCCGCCGUCGCAUCAUCAGCCGACUUGUGCCGGCCGUCGGAGUCUGCGUUUCGUCGGACGGAUCAGAGCUGGCCGAUGUCGAUGGGCGGCCGGUGCGCGGUGCCGCCGGCGCUCGAGCCGAUCCCGUCGCGGCCCGCCGGACCGCUGGUGUCCCCUGCCACAGCGCUCGGCCUGCAGCAGCUGGCGGCCGCUCGCCGCUCGUCCCCGGAGCCGCAGACGUCCGCGCUGCCCGAUGCGUUCUGGUCGGAGACGCUCUCCUAUUACCAGACCCUGCUGGCCAGCCGGGUGGCGGCCGGCACCGACCAGGAGAGGGCCGAAACUCCGCCGGACGACGAGCCGCUCGAUCUCAGCUGCUCGCGAGCGUCGCCGACGCCGACAGUCAGCCGUCCAGCGCGUCGCGCCGAACCGCCGCCGCCCACCAAGAAGCCCUACACGGAGGAGGAGCUGCAGGCGGCUCUCCGCGACAUCCAGUCGGGCCGACUGGGAACGCGGCGCGCCGCCGUCAUCUACGGCAUCCCGCGCUCCACACUGCGCAACAAGGUGUACCGACUCAACGCGCAGGAGAAGCGCGCCGAACAGCUGGCCGAGGCGAAACGCACACCGCCGCCGCCGCCGCCGCCCCCGCCCGCGGCUGCUGCCGCCGAGCCGGCGGUGAAUGCAGAUAUCGAGAUAGAGGAGGUGGAGGCCCCGAAGGUCUCGGAGCCGGCGGUCAGCGUCUGCUCCGAGAUGCCGCCGUCGCAGCUGCUGCAGGCGCGCCUGACGCGGCCCGCCGAGCCCCUGGAGCCCGUCCGCGCCGCCGUCAUGGGGUGGAUGUACUCGGGCGUGCUGCAGCGCGCGCUGCAGGCCCGCGAGCCGGCCGCCACGCGCGCCGAUCAGCCGCCCGUGCUCGACGACUUUGUGCGCCGCAUGUCGCACGAGCGGUUCCACGAGGUGCUGGCGCAGCUGCGCGCGGCCGGCGCUGUCUCUGCCGCGGCGGAGGAGGCCGCGCAGCCGCCGCCGCCUCUGCUGCCCGUCACCGUGGCCGCCGCCGCCGAGCAGUCCGACAGCCGCGGCAGCGACGACACCGACAUGACCUCCACCGCGGGCAGCCGGAAGCGCAAGCUGGACGAGGACAACAACAACAUGGUGUCGUCGCCAGCACCUCCGGCCAAGGGCAGCAAGGCGGCCAAAGCGGCGGCCAAGGGCUCGCGUCCGAAGCGCGGCAAGUACCGCAACUACAACCGCAGUCAUCUGGCUGACGCGGUGCGCGCCGUGCAGUCCGGCGAGAUGAGCGUGCACCGCGCCGGCAACUUUUACGGCGUGCCGCACUCGACGCUCGAGUACAAGGUGAAGCAGCGUCACCUGGACCGGGCCGGCCGGCGGGAGCGCGCGGCCGAGCGGCCGCCGUCGGCCUCGUCGCCGGUACCGGCCGACCGAGUGGCCACCUCUGGCGGCGUGAUGACGUACCGCUCGGGCUCGCCGCCGACGGCCGGCGGGCCGCUGCUGUCCUCGGACGUGUUGCGUCAGCUGCAGGAGGGCCAGCGCCGGCCGGGCUCCGACGGAGACGCCGACUCGCCCGGCCUGCUGGACAAAGGCACGUUCGCGCGCCUGCUCGGCGGCGGUCUCUCCAUCUCGGGCAUUACCAACCGGACGCACACGGCCGGCGGCCAGGUGCUGCAGACCACGGAGAGCUCCUGAAUCGGCGACCGGACGACCGACCGGUCUCCGCUGUACCGCAGCAGAGGCGCCGGCGCGCCGGGCCGCGCUCCGCCCGACGAUCUCGCUGUUUGUGAGGGCCCCGCGCCCAGGUCUCUGUGAUUUUUGCUCACGUGAGGCUCGAUCUCAAUGUUAGAAAGAUCAGGCGCCAGUGGAGGGCCGCUACAUGUUUUCGUGGCAUAUCGUUGUAGUGUGAUGUUUGAUGAAAGUCGCGUGCUAUUUUUCCACAGUCAUCUCGGCCGUCGCGGUCAUGAACGUGGACUAGAGGCGAGUCCAGCAUUCCCCCAGAGCUGAUGCCAUCCCAAAGACAUUCCUGUGUGCAAUUCAUCCUAGGAUAGAUUGCCUAGUCACGAUUUGUGAUCGCGAAUCAACUCAUCACAGUAGGAGGAGCUACAUACGUAUGGUGUACGUAGUGUUAUUUAUAUUAGCCCAGGAGUAUCAGAAGUGUACCGUAGCGCAUAUCAUUCAGACUUAUCACGAAUCCAGUGAGGCCACCGAGAGAAUACAGCGUAUCAUUUCCGAACAGUUGCACGUGCCUUCGACCGCGUUCGUAUAUAAAUUUUCUGGCUGGUGUGUCCGUGUGUGCGUGUCGUGUCCCGCGAGUGUUGUGUGCGUGUGCGGGCGCCAGGCGCGGCGGCGGCGGCCGGCCGGCUAUGUUCUCUGUGCCGUGUGCUCCCUGUGCCAAGUGCGCCGUCUGGUGCCCACCGCUCCGUGUCUGUGUCGCUCUGUGCGUGCUGGCGGCCGCCGCGCCGCGCCCGACUUUUAUACGUGUAUUUACAGCGGGGUGGUCGGUUCGCCGGCCGCCCCUGACCAGGUCUACACCGCGUCUUCCUGCCACGUUGUGAGCCGCCGGCGCCGCGCCGCGCCGGCCGGCCGGCACCCAGCGCCAGCCACAAUCACCCGAGGGCCGCCUCCAGCCGCCCACGGUCGGCCGGUAGUCUCCCGAGUAGAAGCACAUUUGGCAUCGUUAUUGUAUACCGUAACGGGGAACAUAUCAUCCUGGCCGACAGGCGGGCGCCCGGCCGCUGGUCUCAGAAGCGCGCCGGUCCCUGCCGGGACCACUUCAUGGCGCCGCAUUCGCUUUAUUUCGUACGUUCUCCUUUCAAUACUAGUCAUUGGUAUGUUUUCUACCCUUCUACCUAUGUGAACGAACUGUUUGUGUGCUCUGUCGCAAUGUGUUCGGAGGCGAUAUUACGUGGCAUAUUAUUGUUUGUAAUCUUAAUAGACUGUAACAAAUA